AUGGCUUUGAAGAGGAAUAACACAACAGUGACUGAAUUUAUUCUUCUGGGUUUCACUCAGAGUCCAAAGAUUCAAUCCAUGCUCUUUUUCAUCUUCCUCAUCAUGUAUAUCUUAACUUGGAUUGGGAACCUCCUCAUUAUCAUUACUGUGAUUUACACACCUGUUCUCCAUAUGCCAAUGUACUUUUUUUUGGCCAACUUGGCUGUCAUAGACAUUAGUGACUGCUCUGUGACAGCAGUAAAAAUUCUGUGGGACUUCAUCUCUCAUACAAAUUCCAUCUCUUUCAACUGGUGUAUUGUUCAAAUUUUUUUCUUUCAUUGUACAGGUGGGGCCGUUGUGUUCUUCCUAGUUGUAAUGGUUGUUGAUCGAUACAUAGCUAUCUACAAACCACUGCUAUAUUUAGUCAUCAUGAACCAGGGAGUUUGCAGUGGUUUGGUCUCAGGAGCGUGGCUGGGUGGUUUUGCUCAUUCCAUUGUCCAGGUAGUACUAAUACUUCAGUUGUCUUUUUGUGGACCAAAUAUCAUAGACAACUUCUACUGUGAUGUCCCACAGGUGAUCAAAUUGUCUUGUACAGACACAUAUGUUGCAGAGCUGCUGAUGGCUUGUAAUAGUGGCCUACUCCUCACACUAAUUUUCUGCAUCUUACUUGUGUCAUAUAUUGUCAUCUUAGUAAAGAUUAGAAUGUAUGUGACAGAAAACAAGUGCAAAGCCCUGUCUACAUGCUCUACACAGGUCAUUGUCAUGAGCUUGCAUUUUGUUCCAGCAAUGUUCAUUUAUGACCGCCCUUUCCGUACAUCUCCAAUGGACAAAAUAAUCUCUGUCUUGUACACAACAAUCACACCAGUGCUAAAUCCAAUUAUCUUUACUCUACGAAACACAGAAAUGAAGAACAGUAUUAGAAAACUGUUAGGAAAAAAAUGUGUUAUGUAA
Anolis sagrei ordinatus is the source of this 930-nucleotide messenger RNA. Its product is annotated as olfactory receptor 4D1-like. Gene Ontology annotation, molecular function: olfactory receptor activity; G protein-coupled receptor activity. Gene Ontology annotation, biological process: G protein-coupled receptor signaling pathway. Gene Ontology annotation, cellular component: plasma membrane. Lineage: Eukaryota; Metazoa; Chordata; Lepidosauria; Squamata; Anolidae. The record is from RefSeq and is a predicted model, not a curated record.